Molecule: messenger RNA, 2452 nt
Organism: Gambusia affinis (western mosquitofish)
Lineage: Eukaryota; Metazoa; Chordata; Actinopteri; Cyprinodontiformes; Poeciliidae
Product: adhesion G-protein coupled receptor F1-like
Exons: 9
Coding region: 33-2048 (671 amino acids)
Biological process (GO): G protein-coupled receptor signaling pathway; cell surface receptor signaling pathway
Cellular component (GO): membrane
Molecular function (GO): G protein-coupled receptor activity
Source: RefSeq, a predicted model, not a curated record
UUCCAUGCCACGGAGCAUUGAUGCAGUAAUUCAUGCAGAAGGAGAACCGACCGAGUGCUGAGUGCAGAGAAAUAUUGACAAUGUGGACCAGAGUGUCUGUGUUUCUGAUUGGAGUUGUCUGCAUGUGGCCGAUUAUUUCAAAAGUGGGAAGCACCGAUAUUGGACCACCAUUCCAGAUGCUUGACAACAACGUCACGUCCAUCUACACAUGUGAAGAAGUCGAUGAUGCUAAAUGUAAUGAAGAUCCAUUUGGAAUCGGAUUAAUAAAUCACACAGUGUGGGCACCCUGUGACCAGGGCAUGGUGGGAAAUAAGACAGCAGUUUGUAUGGAAAAUGGAAAUUAUGAACAAAAAGAGGACAACUGUGUCCUCACACUCAUUCAGGACAUGCUCGAUAUAUCGAAGACAAUAAAUGACUCAACGUUGCCAGAUUUCUUGGAGGAACUCAGAAAUGUGACCGUCAACAACACUGGGGUCGUUUCUGUUUCUCCAGCCACGAUCAGUUCGAUUGUUACGAUCCUUAACAACGUGGCUGGAAAAUCAACGUUAACUUUGCCGAUAAGUCAAAAAUCAACUGAGCAUAUCCUGGUAACGGCUGGACUUCUCACAUCUGUUGAAUCAAAGGGAUCCUGGGACACUCUCAACAAGAAAGACAAAGAAAACCAAAACAACGGCUCCACAAUACGGAGCACCAGCUCUGCCUUGCUGAAUCUUUUUGAGUCUGUGUCGGACAAUCUUGUCAAUGAAUCUUUCACCAUUGAGACAAGUUUCAUUCAAUUGAAUAAGGCUAUGUUUGAAAACCGUUAUCAUCGUGAUUUUAACUUCUCAGUGGAAAUAGACAUACCAGAGGCCAGCGGAGGAAAUCAAUUCAUUACCACAAUUGUAUUCGCGUCCAUGAAUAACGUGCUCCCUCCAAGAGAUGAACACAACUCCUCAUCCAUGGUUAUCAACGGAAGGGUUGUUCUUGCUACGACAGCAGCCAAAAUCAAACAUAUAUCAAUACAAUCAGGAAUUCUGAAUGACACCCUGGGAAACCCAAAGUGUGUUUUUUGGAAUUUCUCACUCUUUGAUGAUCUUGGAGGAUGGAGCAACUCGGGCUGCUCUCUGGUGUCCCACAACAAUGAAACCAUCAACUGCAGCUGCAACCACCUCACCUCCUUCUCCAUGCUGAUGUCCUCUAAGAUUAUUGAGGACGAACAAAUCAAAGACAUGACAAUAAUUGGAGUUGGCAUAUCCAUAGCUUCUUUGGUCAUAUGUCUUAUCACAGAAGCUCUCACUUGGAAAAAAAUAAGUACCAACACCACCGCCUACCUGCGUCACGUUUCCAUCAUCAACAUAGCUCUUUCUCUCCUGAUCGCAAACAUCUGGUUCAUCAUUGGAGCGUACUUUACAGAUGAUAAUAAGAAGAAAAACCCUGCGGUGUGUGUAACCGUGACCUUCUUCAUCCACCUCUUCUACCUUGCCAUGUUCUUCUGGAUGUUGGCCUCAGGCCUGCUGCUGCUCUACCGCACCGUCUUCGUCUUCGAGGGCGGAUUGUCCAAGACGUCCAUGCUGGCAAUCGGAUUUGUUCUGGGGUACGUUGCACCACUGGUCAUCGCCGUAACAACCGUGGCAGUAACUGUCCCGUCACAGAAAUACAUCAGAGAAAAUAGUGGCUGUUGGCUGAACUGGGAGGACUCCAAAGCUCUGUUGGCCUUUGUGGCUCCUGCACUUGUGAUUGUGGCGAUAAACUUCCUCAUCCUGCUAGUAGUGAUUUAUAAAAUGGUGAGCAGAAGAGAAGUAAGGAAUGCUAGCCAGGCAGCAGAGCAGCAUGUUUUGGUGGUGAUUGCCAGGAGUCUGGCUGUGCUCACACCGUUUUUCGGACUGACUUGGAGUUUGGGAAUCGGAACCCUAAUUUUUCCAGAUCACACGCCGAUUCAUUUUGCUUUUACCUUGUGCAAUUCACUGCAGGGUUGUUUCAUUUGGGUGUUUGGAACCCUGCUGGACAAAAAGGUGCGGUCAGAAACUAUAAAAUCACUGUCUUCAGCUGAUAAGUCCACCGCUGGUUGAUGAAGUAACUGCCUGAAGAGUUCCUUUGAUGAAGAGGGAAGAUCAUUGGUUUUAGCCUGUAAUUCUUUGUUCUUCAUUCAUUUUCUUGCAUUUUGUUUUGCAUUGUUGCUAUGGGAAUGUACUGUAAUACCUAAGCCCUGUAUAUGAAUAUAAAGCCUUUUCAAUCUCUUUUUCUAACAAAGUUCUGUUUUUUAUCUUAUGCAACUAUUGUAACUCGUCACCAGCUCUAAACAAUCCCAGCAUCUUGAAAACAACAAGGAGGCUCAGCAAAAAGGUUUUCACGGUUGAGAUGCAGCCAUACUGGAAAACAAUGGUUCAUGUUUUUUGUACAAUAAACUGAAACAGAUUUUUGUUUGGCUGCGUGCUGAUUUUUAUGAUGUGUACACGCUGUAAAAAUAAAUCAU